AUGGAAAUAUCAUUAGAUGAAAAACUGUUAUGCUGUAUGAGAUCAAUUCACAAGACCAAUACCACAGUAGUAGUCAUAUAUUUCAAACAUGAGGGUAACCAAAUUGAAGAGGCACAGUUGGAGGAACAAGUAUAUGAGCAAGUUGAUGAUGAAGGUAUUGAGACUGAUGAUGGUGAAGGUACUGAUGAAGAGGGUGAUAACAAAGAUCCUGAUUUUGUUGAUAGCGAUUAUGAACAAAGUGAAGUUGAGGAGUGCUUGUUGAAACACGAUGACAAGUGGUUUGAUGGCUAUGUAGAUUAUGAUACAAUUGACAUUGAUCCUAAUGUAGAGGAAGAUGAUGAUGAGUCAGACCACGGAGAAGACUCACCUACACUUGGAAGCACAUGUAGCUCUUCUAGUGAAGAUGAAGCAAUUGCUAAUUUGAGGAUGAGGAGGAAGAAAAUGCCAAAUGGUGAGGAUUUUAGGCUUGAAACUAAUAUGGCAAACCCACCAUCAAUAAUAGAGCAUAUCGUCAAUGAUGGGGAUUGGGGUCCGGACAUAGGUCACCAACAACACACACGAGUACCGAAAUCUAGAGUUUGUGCAAACUCACAUAUAUCAUAG
Molecule: messenger RNA, 603 nt
Organism: Prunus armeniaca (apricot)
Lineage: Eukaryota; Viridiplantae; Streptophyta; Magnoliopsida; Rosales; Rosaceae
Source: the annotation of a GenBank genome assembly